AUGAGGAGCGAUAGUUCGGAACUGCUGCUCGAGCAACAGGCCGAAGAGCUACGGAAGAAGAAGCUGCUCGAGCUAGCGGCGGCGAAGAAGGCGAAGAAUGGGCCACCGCCGAAGCGGUCGCUGCGCGAGAACGCCUCCUUCUACACCACGUCCAGCCUGGCGUUCCUGUCGGUGACGGCCGGCGCCUCGCUGCUCUUCCUCGUGCCGCUGUACGUCGAUCCGGCCAUCUCGACGCUGGUCGGCGACUUCGUCGAGCGGCCGACGAUGUGCGUGACGACGCGGCGCGAGGACAUGACCGGCCUGUUCAACUGCUCGUGGAGCUCGUGCCGGGAGGGCUGCACCUCGGACGUGUUCCGCUGCACGCACAUCUACGUGACGUUCAUCGACGACCUGAACUUCACCUUCCCGUUCAACGCGACGCCCGGCGAGCUGUUCAACCUGACCGACGUCGAGCGCUCGGACGAGGCGAUCCUGCUGGUCAACAUCAAGGGCUGCGGCUACCCGCCCGCCGUCAGCUGCAAGAACUUCACCGACAUGUACGGCUUCGAGGGGGCCGUCUUCCCCUGCUACUACUCGAAGCAGAACAAGACGGUCGUGAUGACCGCGUACAACCGCGAGGACCAGGUCAACACGAUCAUCCACUUCUUCGUGGUCCCGUUCAUCGUCACCGUCGUCUCGUCGGUCCUCCUCUGCAUUAUGCACUGUGAUUGUAGGUGUAAAAAGGAGCGCCGGCGGCACCGGCACCGGCACCGGCGGCCUAGGAUAGAGAAUCUCAGCGAUUCAUCAAUAUCGACACGAGUGGACAUGCUCACACCGGCGAUCGAAGUGUACAAGCCGCCACUCUGA
Anopheles coustani is the source of this 846-nucleotide messenger RNA. It is a transcript of the gene Teh1, whose product is annotated as protein tipE. Gene Ontology annotation, biological process: regulation of sodium ion transport. The record is from RefSeq and is a predicted model, not a curated record. Gene Ontology annotation, molecular function: sodium channel regulator activity. NCBI's taxonomy places the organism in Eukaryota, Metazoa, Arthropoda, Insecta, Diptera, Culicidae. The transcript has 2 exons. Bases 1 to 846 code for a protein of 281 amino acids.